Molecule: messenger RNA, 629 nt
Organism: Stomoxys calcitrans (stable fly)
Lineage: Eukaryota; Metazoa; Arthropoda; Insecta; Diptera; Muscidae
Product: lectin subunit alpha-like
Exons: 3
Coding region: 87-623 (178 amino acids)
Molecular function (GO): signaling receptor activity
Source: RefSeq, a predicted model, not a curated record
UUUAAAUUUCUUAAGAGCAACAGAAAGGUUCGCUUCAAUCAGUUUUAAAAUACCAAAUAAAAACUUAAUUCAAUUCGGAUACAAUAAUGAAAACCCUCAUAUGUGUCUUCCUAUUGCUUCAAACUGUGAAUAUGAUACACUGCCAAGAUGCGUCAAAAUUAUACAGAUCGGAUAAGAACCGGGUUUACUACAUUGAACAUGAACAGUUUCAUGAUUGGUUCCAAGCCUUGACAGCAUGUGCCCGUAUGAAAAUGAAUCUGCUGACCCUGGAAACCAGAGAAAAAUCAGAUGAUGUCAAUUCGUUGGUUUUGAAGACGUUUGGUAAAAGUAUUCGCCUUUGGGUCGGCGCUUACGCUGUUGGACCCACACAUCAAUUUACUUGGAUUUCAAAUGGCAAUCCCUUUGUUUACUCAUUUUGGAAUCCCAAUCAGCCAGAUUUUGUUGGAAAACAAGAAUUUUGUGCCCACAUUGGUUGGGGUAAAGAAAUGCAGUGGAACGAUCAUCAGUGCUCGUAUAAAUGUGGCUUUGUUUGUGAAUACCCCAAUAAACAAUCGGAAUUGGGUGACUUGGAACGUAAUAGAAAAUAUUCUGGAUUGUCAUUUCAAAUAAAUAAUCUUCAUUGAACAUAA